GAGCUGCUGGGAACAUACUCAGUUUUCUCCUCUCCCCAAAGACAAAGAUUUAUGAAAACUCAAACGCCAGCCAUACACUUAACGGGGAACAACAUUUUAUGCAACAUUUACAUGUCUGUGUCCUUGCACUACUGACUUAGAUUUAGAUGCAAGACUGUUUGUGGAGCUGUGCAACGUUUGCUGGUUGAUACAAAGAGAACAUGUCUUUUAAGUGCUUUCAAAAACACAGUCUUAACAAAUCCAGGCUCUCAGAUUCCCUGAAUAGCCAACGCUGGAGGUUCUUGCAAAACAAUCUGGAUGAUUUCCGUGGGGGCAUCCCUCCUCCAUGUGACAGCAUCGUUACCCACGGCACCAAGGGGCCUGCUCCUGUUAUUCUCACCAGGAAGCCUGAGGGCCCGCACAAGACACAGCAGAGGGCCAAAAGGAUGCUAGCCGUGCCUCAGAGCUGCACCUCCAAGCUCAGCCCAAUGCUGCAAGCCAGAAAAGAUGGUGUUGCUCAAGUCGAGUACUGCCUCAGCCAACAUCCCUUAGCUCUUUACCCUCAUUUGGAAGAGAGCAUCCCUCUGGAGCUUUUCAAGGAGGUCAUGGGCAUCCUGGACCCUGAGAUGCUUCCACUUAGUGGAGAUGCUGCUGUAGAAGAGGAGCAUUGUAUUCUCUCUUCAAUGCAAUCUCAGCCGGGAGACAAAAGAAACAGACAAACCAAGCCCAAGUCAUACAGUUGGAAGGAGCCCCAAAGCAAGGAUCCUUACACAUGGUUCUCCAAAAAAGAAGUUGCUACAAGAGCAAGAGAGGCCAGGCUGAAUUAUGUUCCUCCUCUCGAUGAGAGUGUAACACAGUCCAUCAAAGACUUUUGCAGCUGGUUUGAUUCUCUGGGAGGAGAGAAAUAUGACAUUGAUGAAGCCACCAUUAGCAGCCUGUUUGAUACAGGUUAUGAAACCAAGCCCCCUCUCUCUGUUCCUAUACAUGUCGUGGAACUGAAUGAUUUGCCAGCAGAUCUGAGGAAGUAUGGUGGAAUGCCACAGGCUACCAUGAAAAACAUCUCUGAGCAAGGAGAUCAUUCUAAGGAGUCUUGCCAGCCCAAGUGGGAGAAGAUCAGGUAUGGUGCCUGGUACCUGGACCCAAAGACUUGGAAAAAACAGAAAGCGAAUGAACCUUUAGAAGACCCCAAAUCAGAGGAUACAAGAAUCAAGAAUUCAAGGAAGUCAUUAGGAGAAAAGGAUGCUGAGAUCAUGAAGCUUCAUGGAACGCGUGCGUUUAAAGAAUUUCUUGAUAAAAAAGGCUAUCGGAUCCCAGAGUUCCUGCAGCAGAUGCUGGAUUUGCAGGAUGAGGUUGGAACGAAAGGGGGGAUGCUGAACGGCUCCAGGAGUGAGCUUCUGAGAUGCAAGGGGCUUGGAGAAGACUCUCCGGCAAGAACAGUGAAUUAAUAUGAACACAUGAACUUGUCAAUGGUCAAACAUUUUUGAAUGUAGGCCUGCUAUGGCUAGCCGCAUGCCUUGAUUGAGGAGGAAACCUCUGGUGCAAAGAGUCAGUUGCCUUGGGCCCUUUUAGUCAGACCUGGAUUGGGCAGAAACAAGAGCCUGAUUCAGACAUUAUGCUGUAUGAGUGUACAAUUGUCAUUCACUUGUACAUGUGUUUGUGUGAAUGAAUGUAUCUGUGUUCAUUUUAAAAGUGAACCUGGAUACAGGAUACAUGUGAAUGACUGUACUUGUGUUAUGAUCUAUGUACCUAGGUACACUGUACAUUUGUUGUACGAGUGUUGAACAUAACAUGUGAAUAGGCCUAUCAAGUCCUUCCAUAUCAAUAUGGGUCUGUGUAUUCCAGAGUUCUGCAACUGUAAAUGCAACAGGGCAGAAUUUAGAAUAGGAUGCAGAAUCCAGCAUUCUAAGCAUCUGUUUUCCAUUUAAAAAAAAAAAGAUUAAAAAAAUGAAGGCUGUGAAGGAAAGCUUGAAUGCCACAGUCAGACUCCCAUGAAGUUUUUCACACGGGGCUUUUAAAGCCCUUUAACUUGCAUCUCCUCUGGAAUGGAGGAGGUGCGUUCACAUAUCAGACAGAUUUACCCCGAAGUCCCUGCGAGUUAUCAGGGAGCAGUUCACACACAAUUUGGGCUUUUCACUGCAUGUUAGAGUGUAGCCUGAUUUAUAUCCGAGGUAAAAAAAUCUACUUUUUGCAUCGUUUUUGGGGGGAAAUGUCGAGGUCACAGUCAAGCCUCCCAGUAAACUCGCAGUACAGCCAGCUGUGUGUAAAAGACUCAGAGAAUGAGGUGGGCUCCUGGCCCUUCUUGAUCUCCAAAAUGACUGGAUAGACACAGAAAAGGUCAGCCUCAGGAACAGCCAGGGGAGGAGGUUAGUUUGUCACCUGAGUCCUCCUCCUGGCUUGCUGCAUUCAGCCAGUUCCCUCUCCUGCAAGUUAUCCAGACAUGGCUUCAUGCAUGGGGUAUCUGAAGAGCAAAUCUGAUUCGCAGCAGAUUCGUAGCUGUUUAAUUCUGGGGAUUAAAUUGACUGUUCACAUAGGGUUGGCUCCUCUCCACAAUCCCUGCAGAUCUUUUUCCUGUGUGAGUUCCCACAGCUUGUUCAGGGGUUUUUCUCCAACCAAUCGCAUCUCAUAGUAGGUGGCAACAGACCUGUUUGUUUGUUUGUUUGUUUGUUUGUUUGUUUGUUUGACAGCUAGUUGAGGAAGACCUGUGAGACAAGUUGCCAAGCAGCCAAAUCCAACAAGAAAACGCUUAACCUGAACCUGGGUAGCCAGCCUCGUUUUUCUCUUGCCUUCCUAUUAGUGGCUAAAUUCCCAAACAGGAAGUGCUGGAGCUGCCCCUAGAAGCCAAGCCCUCUGGCCUCUCCAUGAGGUCAGUGCGUGGCGCUCUUACCCCUGGACUUUGGGGCCGUAGUCCAGGGCCUCCACACCACCUGCCCCCCACCCCCAAAUCUGUCCUGGGUGGUGUGGUAACUGCUGGUCCUGUGCCAGGUGCUAGAGACAGAGGGCGGAGUGGGGAAACCAAUAUGUGGGAUGAGAAUAUGUUACGUUGCCUGUUGACAUGUUUCUGCUAAUGAGGGAUGCCAACAUUUCAUUGCCAGAAUGAGGGACACAAGUUCCAGAAUGAGGGACACAAGCUUGUGGGGGCGGGCUGGGAGGUGUAUGCAGUGGUAAUCAAGAACCUGAGUAUCAUUGACGUACAUGUAAUUGAAUUAUAUGCUGUUGCCUAAAUGGGGGCAGAUGCUGUCCCUAUAGGGACCAACAUUUCAUCCCUGAAAUGAGGGACAUCCUGCGUCAUGAGGGACAGUUGGCAACGCUACUGCUAAUGCAUAUUUGCAUAAAUAUACCUGUUUUAUAGUCUUACA
This is a messenger RNA of Hemicordylus capensis (graceful crag lizard), 3335 nucleotides long. RefSeq names its product protein FAM47E-like. The record is from RefSeq and is a predicted model, not a curated record. The transcript is spliced from 8 exons. Bases 201 to 1424 code for a protein of 407 amino acids. Lineage: Eukaryota; Metazoa; Chordata; Lepidosauria; Squamata; Cordylidae.